GUCCCACGUCCCAAGACUGUCCCGAUUUGUUCGUGCCCUUUCCCAAUUCAAUCUUUCUCGAAGGAGACGCAUCCCUGUUGGAGGGCCAUUUCUACCUGACGGGGGGCCAUUCUUUACUCUCUCUUCCGCUCCACCAAAGAAAGAAAAGAAGAACCGGCGCUGGAGGGAGAUGCGAAAACAACGACCAAGAUGAUUGUGUCCGAAAACCUGCGUACGGCGUCGCUGUACAUUAACAACCAGCUACUGUCUAGAGGCCUGCUGCGCGAUGGCCAGAACAUCGACUUUACCAACCCGGGGGAGAGCGAGGAGGAGAUGGGCGAGACCAUGAGCCGGAUCAUGUCGGUGGUGAAUGACUUGAUUUUGCGCCGUGAUCGCGAUGCAGAGCACCGUGAAUCUCUCUCCGCUACUCUCCGCACGCUGCGCGCCGAGUCCCUCCGACAAGCCAACGACAUCCAGCGCCUGCAAGAAAAGAACGCAGAGGCCCAGCGCAAAGCUGGCCUGAGCGACGCUGCCGAAACUGCUGUGAGAGCGCACAUCAAGACGGCCGAGGCGACGAUUCACCGCCUCAAAGAAGAGGCUGCGAGGACGAAGUUGCUGGCUGCCCAAACACGAUCUGCCUGCGCCACAGAGGUCCGCAAGAGGGACCGCCAGAUUGAGGGGCUGAAAAAGGCGGUAACAGAAGCGGCUAGAGCGAGAGGCGCUAGCAAGAGCCCAGGUGUCACCUCCAUCACGGUGGUUGGCGAUAUCGGCGCCGAUGAACAGGGCAACCUAUUGCCUCCCACGCCCACGACGACGGCCAGUAGCAGUGAUGGGUAUGAUCUCCGUCAGGAAACAAACUCGUUCCUCGCUGAAUUGGCCAAGGGGCUGAGCGAAGAGAAUGAGGGGCUUCUGACUCUAAUCAGGAGGACGACGGAACAGUUGAAGGACAUGAGCGGCUGGGACGGUGGAAUGGUGGACAGUGACGGGUAUGCUCUGUCGUUGCCCACCAGUUACGAUGACAUGGCCGCUGAGAUUGAGGCUGUCCUUGAACAUCUGAGGACGAUCCUUACCAACCCAUCAUUUGUGCCGAUUGAGGAAGUGGUGGUGAGAGAAGAUGAGAUCAACAGGCUGCGCGACGGGUGGGAGAAGAUGGAGACGCGAUGGAAAGAGGCGGUCCAUCUCAUUGAUGGCUGGCGGAGGAGAAUGCAGGCCAGUGGGCGGCCUGUUAAUGUGGAGGAGCUCAAGAUGGGCCUGCGCCUUAGUCCGGUCAAGGUUCAAAACGUGGAAGAGACGGCUCAAGGUGGGCUAGGACUGCAAUUGGAAUCUGUCCAUGAGGGCCAUGAGAGUUAUCAUCAUGAUCAAGUUGACUACCAGGACGAGGACGAGGGUCCUUUGGAGUUGGUGCCUGAGGGUGGCAUGGAGGAACAGGACGACAGCGAUACUUCGAGUGUCUUUGAAGACCAGCAGAUUGAUAUGGACGAGUUGGAUGUCGAGGAGCCUAACGUUGAGAUCCUUCAGCAGUCGGUCGUGAUGCCCUCGCCUCCCGUCGCUCUGGCCCCCCAGCCCAGCCCGUUGCGCGAACAUUUUUCGGCCGGAAACAAGGGUGGAAGAGACGGCCCCAAUUUGAGGAGACGUCCAAAGUUUGUCGAAGAAGGCGUCCGGAGCCGACCCCUUUCUGAAGAAUCGCCGUUACCACCUCCCCAUGCCGACAGACCCCAGCAAUCACCAUCCAAGAAGCCGCUAUUAUCAGUACGGACCGUGCCUUCUGAGGAAACUGGCACGGCUGCGCAACCGCCUUCCGCGGCCGUCUCUACACCUGAUACAUCUAUCUCUCUGGACAGCGUCUCGUUGCCCAAGGCCGCCGCGGCGGAACCGAAGAGUGCAGUCACGAAAAAGUCAGCGCCAACGCCCCCACCGCAUGCGACAAGACCAAUCAAGAAGCCAUCCCCUGCCCCGAGACCAGUAAGGGAAACACGAAAACCUCCAUCUCGGCAACAAGAGCGGGAGGAGAAGAAAACUAGUACUACCAGCACCACCACUACCCGGCAGCAGCAACAGGAAAGCGAAGCCAGGCAGAAAAAGGUCACUUCCCGGCCCCCCGUAACACGUCCUACCAGACCACCCAUCACCCGUGGACGCUCAGAGACCCGCAAAGGGGACAGCGAUACCUCCAAGCCCUCCAAGCCAACCCCCCGCAACACCUCCGCUACCUCGACCACCUCUACCCGAUCCGCGCCAGUCUCAUCGAGCUCCAAGACCUCUAUCCCGCCCAACCCAGAACCAGCGCCCGGGAAAUCCCCUCGCCGCGUGAACUCUCGCCUUCCCCUCCCACGUAACGCUGGCAGCAGCGGAAGUAAUAAUUCUGCCUGCGCAGCUGGUACCGCCACUAAUAACGCCCCGGUAUUGCAACACCCUCAGUCUCCAACACAAGCCCAGCAAUCCCCUCUUUCCAUGGCGACCAUUCAAGCCAAGCUUGCCGCUUCGGAACGCGAUGCUGAUGCGGCCCGCGUGAGAGCCAAACUCAAGGCAGCAAGGAAGGGCAUCCACCUCCCAGGUCCCGGUUCAGGUCGGGUUACAGCAGAGAAUAGCAUGCCCAACACACCUACCGAAACAAUGUCGACCAAGAGUAUGAGAUCGGAGCAGAGCGACUACAUUCAGUAUCAGCCUGAGCAGUACGACGAUGGUGAGGAUGAGCUCAGCUCAUCGGCUGUCCAGCCUCAUCAGGUUAUCCAUGCAGAGAAGCCACGCAAACGGGAGAGGAAUUAUGGAGAAGCUGUGACGGCACGGAAGACAAGCGACAAGGUGGCAAGCCGGAGAAGGAGUACUUUGAAUCCAUGGGAGCUGGAGACGUUGAUAAAGGGUGGAAAUGCCGAGUAGUUAGGACGGGUAGUGAAAGAAAUUGGAUAUGAAUUGGAAAGGCAGGAACAGGGAGGCAAUCGUUGUUGGGAGUUGAAGGAGCUGCGGAGUUGGAAAGUGUUGGACUGUUGGAAUUUUGGAGUUCAGUUCAUCCCCUUUCAUCCUGGAAGGCAUGUUCAUGACGGGUUUUUUUCGUUUUCAUAUCUUUUCAUAUCAUUACAUCGCAUUCCCUUCACAUCAUCAACCUCCUACCACCAAUCCCCCCCAGGUCCAUCGUUUAUAUAAGGUAUAUACACCCUCCCGCAUCACGUACAAACACUGCCAUCACUUUUUUUCAUCAUGCAUUGGGAGAGUUUCUGGAAAUUCGGUUACACAUCACAUCAUACAUCACACACACGUGUCCCCAAACUUAUCUACCUUGUCUUAAUCAGCGCUCGCUUUCCCCGUCUUGACUGUUCAGUUGGGUUUCUAUUCAUGUUUCGUGGCAGGCUUUUCGUCCUGAAAUGUGUGUUGUUGCAUGGUUGGAUCUGGUGUUCAUCUCAUGUCUUUGUUAUUGCUGCAUUUUGUAUUUGCAUCCUCUCACUUUGCAAGCAUGCUUGCCCCAUAAUCAUUGUCAAAGGAAAGGAGUAUCUGGAAUUUUGGAGAGCCUUGUGCGAGUUUGGAAAGUGCUAGAUAGUGCUAUACCCCCCCUACCCCCCCCUCUUUAAUAAAAGAAUAUCCAUAGUUUUCAAUCUUGACUCUUGUUUUGUAUGU
Podospora pseudopauciseta is the source of this 3588-nucleotide messenger RNA. RefSeq lists its product as uncharacterized. The transcript is spliced from 2 exons. Lineage: Eukaryota; Fungi; Ascomycota; Sordariomycetes; Sordariales; Podosporaceae. The record is from RefSeq and is a predicted model, not a curated record. Bases 190 to 2856 code for a protein of 888 amino acids.